This is a messenger RNA of Archocentrus centrarchus (flier cichlid), 1403 nucleotides long. It is a transcript of the gene rasd1, whose product is annotated as RAS, dexamethasone-induced 1. Gene Ontology annotation, molecular function: G-protein beta-subunit binding; GTP binding; GTPase activity. NCBI's taxonomy places the organism in Eukaryota, Metazoa, Chordata, Actinopteri, Cichliformes, Cichlidae. Gene Ontology annotation, biological process: signal transduction. The transcript is spliced from 2 exons. Bases 102 to 902 code for a protein of 266 amino acids. The record is from RefSeq and is a predicted model, not a curated record.
ACAGCACAAGUGAGAGCGCGGAGACAGAAAAAAGGCUGUUCACCUGCCUUUUACGCACAGACGCACAUUAUAUAACCAAGUCCGCGCACCCAGGUGUCAAGAUGAUCAAGAAAAUGUCGCCCUCCGAAAGCGAUUUUGACAUCCCAGCAAAGAACUGCUACAGGAUGGUGAUUCUGGGCUCCACCAAAGUUGGUAAAACGGCCAUCGUGUCCCGGUUCCUGAACGGGAGAUUCGAUGAGCAGUACACGCCGACUAUCGAGGACUUUCACAGGAAACUAUACAGCAUCAAGGGAGACGUUUAUCAGCUGGACAUACUGGAUACAUCGGGAAACCAUCCUUUCCCUGCUAUGAGGAGGCUUUCAAUACUGACAGGUGACGUGUUCCUCCUCGUCUUCAGCUUGGACAACCGAGACUCUUUUCAGGAGGUGCAGCGGCUCAAGCGGCAGAUCUACGAGACCAAGAUGUGCCUGAAAAACAAGAUCAAAGAAAACAUCGACGUCCCUCUGGUCAUCUGCGGGAACAAGGGUGACAGAGAGUUUCACCGGGAGGUACAGCAGGAGGAGAUCGAGCAGCUGGUGGCCGGGGACGAGAAGUGCGCGUACUUCGAGAUCUCCGCAAAGCGCAACGAGAACGUGGAUAAGAUGUUUCAGACUCUGUUUACCUUGGCCAAACUACCUCACGAAAUGAGCCCCGACCUCCACAGGAAAGUGUCAGUGCAGUACUGCGACAUGCUGCACAGAAAGUCUCUGAAAAACAAGAAGCUGAAGGACAUCGGGGAAGCGUACGGUGUGGUCACUCCGUGCGCUCGGAGACCCAGCGUGCACAGCGACCUCAUGUACAUUAAAGAAAAGGCCAUCGGAGGCGGUCAUGGCAAAGACAAAGAGAGGUGUGUGAUCAGCUAAGCAGACUUUGAGACGCAGACUCACGACAUAUUUUUGAACGGAGAAGAGCCAGGCGCGUCAUUUGCGCGGCCGGCAGCGCGCAAACUGACACCGGAGGUGUGAAGACGCCGAGGCCGCCGUGCGCUCUGGCGCAACGCCGUUUUAAAGGACACUGACUGGACGCGAGUCCGUUUAAACUACCAAAAAAGAAAAAAAAAUGUUGCCCACCAGACAUUUGAGAAUGUUAGCUUGUUCUGUCAAUCAGAGCCCAAUGUGUGACGUGCUUCAUACUUUGUGAGACUCGCGCAUAGAUGCGUAAAUGUGUUUUGUCGACGUUAAACAUUUACAGAAGGGAGAGAAAGAGACUUUUGGUGGAGGAGGUGCGGUGUUGGAGAAGUAAUGUUUACAUCUUAUAGAUUUUCUAAAGGCUCAGUACACUUGAAUGUUCCGUUGCAAUCUAGAGUAUUUUCAAUGUGAAUGUAUAUUUAUUGUCACUGUCAAAUUUUUUGCAAUAAAAAUAUA